GUGUGGAAGCACCCGUUUUCUUCAUCCUUCUUAAGAAAUUACAGUGUCCACUAAAAAUAAGAAAAACAAAAAUGAGGUUCAAAUCAGUUCUCUUGUGUUGCCUUUUGGGAUUGGUUCUUAUCUCAGCUGUAAUUGCUGAUAAGCCAUCUAGAGAUGCUGUCCAAGCUGUAACGACGGAAGACCUAAAUAAUCCCAAUGUAAGAUGCUUGGGUUUUACAAUCAAUUGUGGCGGUGGAGGUGAUGGUGGUGGCGGCAGUAGCGGCAGCGGCGGCGGAAGUGGUGGUGGAAGUGGCAGCGGAAGUGGCAGUGGAAGUGGCGGUGGAAGUGGAGGAGGUGGUUAUGGUGGUGGCGGAUGGAGGUGGUUAUGGUGGUGGAGGAAGUGGCAGCGGUGGCGGUGGAAGUGGUGGUGGAGGAGGUUAUGGGGGAGGAGGUGAUAGUGAAUGUGGAGGAGGUGGAAUAUAAUAAUAGGACAUUAUAGUGGUGGCAAAUAUUAAAAAUGUCACUAAAAUCAUGUAAUUCAUAAUCUAUAAUCCAAUGUAACUGAAGGCGGAUCAGCCUAUAAAAAUUUUCUAUUUCAUGUUUGUGCCAAAA
This is a messenger RNA of Arachis duranensis, 591 nucleotides long. RefSeq lists its product as uncharacterized. NCBI's taxonomy places the organism in Eukaryota, Viridiplantae, Streptophyta, Magnoliopsida, Fabales, Fabaceae. The record is from RefSeq and is a predicted model, not a curated record.